Lathyrus oleraceus (garden pea) is the source of this 1041-nucleotide messenger RNA. Its product is annotated as probable pectin methylesterase CGR3. The transcript is spliced from 7 exons. Gene Ontology annotation, biological process: pectin metabolic process. Lineage: Eukaryota; Viridiplantae; Streptophyta; Magnoliopsida; Fabales; Fabaceae. Gene Ontology annotation, molecular function: methyltransferase activity. The coding region runs from base 162 to 941 and encodes 259 amino acids. The record is from RefSeq and is a predicted model, not a curated record.
UUCGUUUGUUAAGGAAAAAAAAAAAAGCUUAAUUCACGUACAUUGUUGUAUGUCAUGUUAGAUCUCUCUAAUUUUUGUUCCGCUUAGAUCUAUCAUAUCUCUAUUCCAUUUCAUAUGCGGUUAUGAAUGUAAAAUAAGGCUUCCCAUUUUGAUAAGAAGUAAUGACAAGAAGACAAGCAAGUUCCACGAGACGCAGUGGUGGAACCUUUUCCUUUUCAGGAGUAAUCAAUUCCAAAUCCAAAUCUUCUUCUUUACUAUCCAUAAUCCCUGUCCUUUUGGGAGCUUUCUUUCUCAUUUUUUAUGCUUUUGGUGGGUCAGGUCUCUUUCGAGGAAGGAAGAAUGUUGUUAUCAGGGCUGAAGGUGAUUUUUCAUGCACAUUUGAACUUCAAAGUGCAUUUCCUAUUUUGAGGAAUGUAUACGGCGACAACAUGAAAAACAUCUUGCAUGUUGGCCCAGAGAGUUGUUCAGUAGUAUCAAAAUUGUUAACAGAAGGGGAAGUUGAAGCAUGGGGUGUGGAGCCAUAUGACAUAGAAGAUGCUGAUAUAAACUGCAAGGCUCUAGUGCAUAGAGGCGUCGUACGCGUUGCCGAUAUAAAAUAUCCUCUACCUUACAGGCCAAAGUCUUUCUCACAUGUCAUAAUAUCAGAUGCUUUGGAUUACAUUUCUCCUAAAUAUUUAAACAAAACUCUUCCUGAGCUUGUUAGGGUAUCUGCUGAUGGUGUUAUUAUUUUAGCAGGUUCCCCUGGACAACAGAGAGAAGCAGCACAGUUAUCCAAAUUCGGACGUCCGGCGAAAAUGAGGAGUUCGUCUUGGUGGAAAGAGUUUUUCAGUGAAAACAACUUAGAAGAAAAUGUAGCUGCUGUCAAGAAGUUUGAACAAGCUGCAUAUAAGAUGUUUUAUAAUCCAACCUGUCAAAUUUUCCACAUCAAACCAUACAACUGAUAUAUCUUGAAGUUUGAGUAAUUGAUUAUUCUCCAUAUUCACCAUUUGGUCAUUUUUGUAUUACUAUAAACAUGUAAGUAUAAUGUCAUUAAAUAAGCAA